Molecule: messenger RNA, 1480 nt
Organism: Salvia hispanica
Lineage: Eukaryota; Viridiplantae; Streptophyta; Magnoliopsida; Lamiales; Lamiaceae
Product: V-type proton ATPase subunit d2
Biological process (GO): proton transmembrane transport
Cellular component (GO): proton-transporting V-type ATPase, V0 domain
Molecular function (GO): proton-transporting ATPase activity, rotational mechanism
Source: RefSeq, a predicted model, not a curated record
UAAUCCAUCCACCUCGACAAAUCUCGAUCUCAAGGUUCUUACUUCUUACCGAUUGCGAUCGCGCUUCAGAUCUGUGGCAUCCAACCAUGUACGGAUUCGAAGCUAUGACCUUCAACAUCCAUGGCGGUUACCUCGAGGCCAUCGUCCGGGGCUAUCGCUCUGGCCUCCUCACCGCCGCUGAUUACAACAACUUAUGCCAGUGCGAAACCCUAGACGACAUCAAAAUGCACCUCUCCGCCACCGAGUACGGACCCUACCUCCAAAACGAGCCAUCUCCAUUGCACACGACAACAAUAGUGGAGAAAUGCACCCUUAAACUGGUCGAUGAGUAUAAACACAUGCUGACCCAAGCUACUGAGCCCCUGUCAACCUUUCUAGAGUACAUCACAUAUGGUCACAUGAUUGACAAUGUCGUGCUAAUUGUCACUGGAACUUUGCAUGAGAGAGAUGUUCAAGAACUGUUGGAGAAAUGUCAUCCGUUGGGAAUGUUUGACAGCAUUGCCACUCUGGCGGUAGCCCAGAACAUGAGAGAACUAUACAGACUCGUGCUUGUCGACACACCCUUGGCUCCAUACUUCUCUGAGUGCAUAACUUCUGAGGACUUGGAUGAUAUGAACAUAGAAAUCAUGAGGAAUACACUUUACAAGGCAUACCUUGAGGAUUUUUACAGGUUUUGCCAGAAACUUGGUGGGGCCACCGCUGAGAUUAUGUCUGACCUCCUGGCAUUUGAGGCUGAUAGAAGAGCAGUCAAUAUCACUAUAAACAGCAUUGGCACUGAGCUUACUCGGGAGGAUCGUAGGAAGCUUUAUUCUAAUUUUGGCUUGCUAUAUCCUUAUGGUCAUGAGGAGCUUGCUAUUUGUGAGGAUAUAGACCAGGUUCGUGGUGCCAUGGAGAAGUAUCCUCCAUAUCAGUCCAUCUUUUCCAAAUUAUCCUAUGGCGAAAGCCAGAUGCUUGACAAGGCAUUUUAUGAAGAGGAAGUGAAACGACUUUGCUUAUCAUUUGAACAGCAGUUCCAUUACGCUGUAUUCUUUGCUUACAUGAGGUUGAGAGAGCAGGAGAUCAGGAAUUUGAUGUGGAUAUCUGAAUGUGUUGCCCAGAACCAGAAGUCGAGAGUGCAUGAUAGCGUUGUUUUCAUAUUUUAGUAAGUCUCAUCAUCAUUGCAUAUUUAUGUAAGUUGUUGUUUGCAUCCAGCCCUUGGUUGAUGGGAAGAUGCUGAGAGUAUUUGUUCAUACUUUCAACAAUAAGUUGUGUGGUUAAGUGGGAGAUUUUCUAUUGACAUGAAAUAGUCUGUGCCGACGAAUUAUUCUACUGCACAAUAAGAUAGCACAGAUAUGCUUCGUCUUUUUCUUUUGUAUUUGGACAUAUAUUUUGCUCGAUCAACAGCAGUAAGAAUGUGUAAAUCACCCUAAAAGCAUUGCUUUGCUAUCUUCAUGUAUUAUUUGUUUGGAGAGAUAUGAUGCUAUGAAACAAUUUACUUGCA